UGUAUUCAGCACAAUUUUCAGUCUAGUAUGAAAUAAACUGAAGGUCAAGGGGUCAGAGGGUAAAGGCUAUUCCCCCAGCAUUCUCGCCUGUAGGAUUCACAGCCAUCUUGGAUCUGCGAGGAGAGGGUAAAUUAAUGCGGUGACAAACGGAAUGUUCAGUGCAACGAGAAAGAAGUUUGGUGAGGGGGUCGAGAGUGACUACCCUGAUGAGAGCAUGUACUACCAGCCGUCAAUGUUCCCGCAUCGAUCGGAGAAAGACAUGCUGCCAUCACCCUCGCCGUCAUCGUCAGGUCAAUUGUCACAGCUUGGUGCGAGUUUGUAUGGUCCGCAAAGUGCACUAGGUUUCUCAAUGAGCAACAUACAACGUAUGAGCAACAACAAUCCUCAACUGAACCGGAGUUUAACACAAGGCACUCAGUUACCGAGCCAUAGCACCCCAACAACAGGCGUCCCAACAAUGUCCCUCCACACACCACCUUCGCCGAACAGGGGCAUCCUGCCCAUGAACUCCAGGAACAUGAUGAGCUCGCAGGUAGGGCAGGGCAUGGGCAUGAGCGGCAGGACCAACAGCAUGGGCAGCUCUGGCCUGGGCAGCCCGAACCGCAGCUCUCCCAGCAUUAUCUGCAUGCCUAAACAGCAGCCAGCACGCCAGCCAUUCACCAUCAACAGUAUGUCAGGAUUUGGAAUGGGCCGGAGCCAGGGGUUUGGAAUGAACUCCUUAUCCAAUAACAUCUUCAACGGGACAGAUGGGAGUGAAAAUGUGACAGGAAUAGACCUCUCAGAAUUCCCAGCACUUGCAGACAGAAGUCGGAGGGAGGGAAACGGCAACCCAACACCUUUGCAUAAUCCGCUGGCUGGAAGGGCACCCUAUGUUGGAAUGGUCACAAAGCCAUCGAACGAACAGUCGCAGGACUUCUCGAUUCACAACGAAGACUUCCCUGCCCUACCCGGGCCCAACUACAAGGACCCAACAUUGAGCACGGAUGAAAGCAAAUCAAACUUGAACUCCUCAGGCAAGGGCAGCUCAAGUGCAGAUGGACCCAAAUUUCCCGGCGACAAGACAUCAUCAGCACAGAAUAACAACCAGCAAAAGAAAGGGAUCCAGGUGUUGCCUGAUGGCAAGGUAACAAACAUUCCCUCAGGAAUGGUGACGGAUCAGUUUGGAAUGAUUGGACUCCUGACAUUCAUCCGGGCAGCUGAGACGGACCCUGGAAUGGUUCAUCUGGCUUUAGGAAGCGACCUAACAACGCUAGGACUCAACCUCAACUCUCCAGAGAAUCUGUAUCCUAAGUUUGCAUCUCCCUGGGCUUCAGCUCCAUGUCGACCACAAGACAUUGACUUCCAUGUUCCUUCAGAGUACUUAACCAACAUUCACAUAAGGGACAAGCUGGCUGCAAUAAAACUGGGGCGAUAUGGUGAAGACCUGCUGUUCUACCUCUACUACAUGAACGGAGGAGACCUCUUACAACUCCUCGCUGCCGUUGAGCUGUUCAACCGGGACUGGCGGUACCAUAAAGAGGAAAGGGUUUGGAUUACAAGAGCACCUGGCAUGGAGCCCACGCUAAAGACCAACACCUACGAGAGAGGAACAUACUACUUCUUUGAUUGUCAUAACUGGAGGAAGGUCGCUAAGGAGUUUCACCUGGAAUACGACAAGCUAGAGGAGCGGCCUCACGUGCCAACCACCUUCAAUUACAAUCCGGCCCAGCAGGCCUUCUGAAGCUGCGUCCAUCAGCACCCGUGAGCUCUUGGAGCGAUCGGCCAGAGACAGCCAGCCGACCUGCCCGACCACAAAAAACCUGGUUUUAUUCCUCAACUGUCUGGACAAGGACUGCGGGAGGGGGAGGGGGGGUGGCGGGGGUCUCCACCUUGAGAACUGGGGGGGAGGGACCCUGCCUUACAAAUUAUGUGCUGCCCGAACACACAAAAAAAAACACUUCUAUAUAUUUUCAUUCUGUUUUUAAAUUCCCCUCUUACGUUUUUUUUCUUCUUCUUCUCCCUCCAUUUCAUUUCGAGCAGGGUCAAUGUUUUGUUUACUCCUCUGAUGGAAAGCCCCUUUUGGUGUUUGCCUGGAGUCUUUGAAGUUGCAGUACAGCACACAAACACAUCCAUUGGUAUUAAAGAGAAAAAAAACCCAGCAGUUCGCGCUUUGUUUUCCGAAGCGCGCUGCGCUACCAAACAGGACAGACACAAAGACAAAUCCAAUACAUGUGAAAACACAAGGGCAAAAGAAAAUGCAAUGUUCAUUGUUGCACUAUUUAGUAAUAAAAGAACACAAAAAUUG
Ctenopharyngodon idella (grass carp) is the source of this 2284-nucleotide messenger RNA. It is a transcript of the gene cnot2, whose product is annotated as CCR4-NOT transcription complex, subunit 2. Gene Ontology annotation, cellular component: P-body; CCR4-NOT core complex. NCBI's taxonomy places the organism in Eukaryota, Metazoa, Chordata, Actinopteri, Cypriniformes, Xenocyprididae. Gene Ontology annotation, biological process: regulation of stem cell population maintenance; regulation of DNA-templated transcription; nuclear-transcribed mRNA poly(A) tail shortening. The record is from RefSeq and is a predicted model, not a curated record.